Mycena citricolor is the source of this 6278-nucleotide messenger RNA. The record is from the annotation of a GenBank genome assembly. Lineage: Eukaryota; Fungi; Basidiomycota; Agaricomycetes; Agaricales; Mycenaceae.
AUGGAGACGUUCCCGUCUGCUCGCUUCUUUGCUCUCAUAACGCGUGCAGAAGAAUGUGAUGUUUUUUUGGUGCUUAACAGACGCGGCGCUCGCGAAGAUCGCUUAAAACUAUGGGUCUCGCUUCCACACGAAAUGCAGCUCAUCACUGGCCCUGUGGUUCCUCCCACCCACUCUCCACGUACCGAACUCGAUGCCAGUGUGACUUCCGUCUACCCCAUGACCAGGGCUCAAGAGGGGAUCUGGAUGGCUUACUCUGCUCAGCCACAGCACACCCUGUACAAUUUGACAAUGAAAUUCACAUUGGCAUCCUCGGACACCUACUCGAUGGAGAAAGUUCUAGCGGGCAUCCAGACCCUCACCGCGCGUCACGGAAUACUGCGGUCCACCUUCCACGGCAACAAGUCGGUGCUGUCCCGCCCAUUCGUCGCGGAGUGGGACGCCCAGUCCGCGCUGCCGUCGGUCCGAAUCGUCGCGGAGCCGAAGACGGCCAUCGCCAAAAUGCAUUUGCAAAAGCUGCUCCACCAGGCUGUGCCGCUGUCGGAAGAGUUUGCUGUGCGCUGGCUCGUCGUCGAGCUCCAAGGCGCCAUCGAGGUAUAUGUGAUUGCGCAUCACAUUGCCCUGGACGGAACGAGCAUGAGCGAGCUCAGUGGUGAGCUCCUGUGUCUGCUCGACGGGAAGGCGGAGGAGAGCAAGCCGAUCGGCGAGGUUUUCCAAAAGGCUCAUAUGAUGGAGUCUGUGUUCCGAGGAUCCGGUGCGUUCCAGCUGGCCAAGGAGUUCUGGCUCUCGCAAGCCGGAAUACCUCGUCGAUCCAGUGGAAAGGUGUGCCCAAGGUGCCCGAGUCCCAGAACUACCGUGAGAUUGCGAGAUGGUCCGAGUUCAGCAAAGACGUGCCAACUGGCGCAAUGGAGCGCGCGGCAUCGCACGUCGUGGUUCAGGGUCGCGCUGGCCGUGGUCGCACUCCUCACCCAAUCGCACUCCAUCGCAGGCUCGUCCCGCGAUCAGACGCUGACGGUGGCGUUCGGCGGCCGUCCCAAGGGCCUUGAUCGAACCGUGGGACAUUUUGCCAACGCACUCCCCAUCCGGGUCCCGGUGUCUCAUCUGAUCCGAUCAUCGUCCACCAUCACCUUCGACGCGCUGCUCCGCCUGCUCUCGACCACCGUGUCGACUGCGAAGAAACAUGAGCGGUUCUCGUUCACGGAUCUGUCGCAGGCGUGCCUCGAGGAGGGCUGCAUGCCGCCGCGGGCGCAGGUUGCGGUGACGCUGUCUCCGAAGCUAGAGCGCGAGGAGUGUGAGCUGUACCCCGUCGAGGGCCCAUAUGAUCUCUUCUUCUGCUUUCUGGAGGCCGCUGACAGCGUCUCUCUCGGAGUCAUCUACGACCCGACGCUGUUCGACCAGAAAUCGAUUGCGGCGCUCAAAGUCGACUUUGAACGGAUCGUGGCCCAAGCCAUGGCAGAGACGCCUUUCGAUCUCCAACCGCUUCUGGGGAGCCGCAUCCCAUGUCUGAUGCCGCCUAUCGACACGACCGAUGCGGGCCAGGUCAGCAAGCGCCGUUUCCAUGCCAUGUUCGAGCACCAGGCCGCUCGCAAUCCCGCCGCGGUUGCCAUGAGUUGUGCGGAGCGAGACGAGUCCAUGACGUAUGGAGAGAUGAAUGAGCGCGCGAAUCAGAUGGCGAACGCGCUGCGCCAAUUGGGAAUGGGCCGCACCCAUGUCGUGCUGUUGCACUUGAAGCGGGGCUUCUCUACGUUGUGCUGGAUCCUUGCCGUGCUCAAGGCCGGGGCGACGUACGCUAUAGCUGAUCAAGGCCACCCGCUUGAGCGGACGCGUAGUGCGAUGGCCGUCGCCGAGCCCGACCUCAUCGUGGAUGACGGGAUGGUAUCGAAGUGGGCCUCUUCUCAGGGACCGUCAAGAUCUUGCGCACGGACACGUGCAUCUUGGACGCGUUCCCGAGAGACAAUCUGGAGGAUGUGUCGCAAGACGAUGACCUGGCAUACAUUGUCUUCACUUCUGGCAGCACCGGUAUGCCAGCCCAAGGGCGUCGAGAUCACGCACAGCAGCCUCUCGAACUGGAUCACGGCCGCCCACGCAGCCGGAUAUUUCCCCAUGGGCCCGUUUUCCCGCGUGCUGCAGUUCGCCACGUUUGCUUUCGACGCGGCCGUCCUCGAAUGGUCCCUGGCACUUUCCCUGGGAUCCAACCUGUGCUUUGCCAACACCCCCCAGGCCCUGAUCGGCGACUACCUCGCGGACGUCAUCGACAAGAAUCUCGUGACCCAUAUGCACCUCACUCCCAGUGUGCUUGGGACUCUGCCGGCGUCGAGAAGAUUGCAGAGCCUGGAGUGCAUCAGUGUGGGCGGAGAGAUGGUCCCCGACAACCUUAUCGAACGUUGGAGAACGAGAGUGACCCUGCAGAAUGCUUAUGGGCCGACCGAAGCCACGGUCGUCAUGGCUCACCGACCUCAGCCCAGUUCCCCAGGCGAUGCUGCGCCCUCCGCGGCGAACAUCGGCAAGCCGCAUUCGCCGACGGAGGUGUUUGUGUGCAACCCUUCGUUCGACCGACUGCUGGCUGUCAACGAGGUCGGAGAGGUCUGUCUUGCCGGCCCGCAACUGGCCCGAGGCUACCGCAAUCGGGCCGAUCUUACCAGCCAAAGAUUCGCAGUCCAUCCCCAGAAUGGCAAGCGGAUGUACAAGACCGGGGACCGAGGGAAGCUGUUGGCCGAUGGGACCGUGGUCCUGAUGGGCAGAAUGGAUCGCGAGCUGAAAGUCCGAGGGUACAGGAUCGACCUGGACGACCUGGAACGCACCGUUGUGGCUGUGAUGCCGUCCAUCAUCAGCGUCUCGGUCCAGUCCUCUCCGUCGGGCACCGACCUGUGUGUCUUUGUUUCGCCCCAGACUGUCGAUGGGACCGAGCUGAAGCGGCUGCUUGGGCUCCGGGUGCCGAGCUACAUGGUGCCGCGGAAUGUGUAUUGUUUGCCGCGGCUGCCCUUGAACACGAGCGACAAGACGGACCACAAGGUGAUCAAGCUGCGCAUGGAGGAGCUGAUCAGGGACGCCAAGUUCCCAUCCGGAGCGACGACACCCAUCAGCACGAGCUCUGACGAAGACGACCUGAGCUCACUCGAGGAUUCCAGCCGCAGCUCGACCUUGGCUGAUUCGACCAUGCUCCAGGCCGACGAGUCGGUGUCGCAUCAGGACCUGACCAAUGUCUGGAUCGAACUACUCGAGCUGAAGUCAGCGCCUUCCGGGAAGAGCAGCUUCUUCGAUCUCGGUGGGAACAGCUUGCUCGCGCAGACGCUCAUCGAGAAGGUGAGGGGGCAACUCCCGUCGGGGUCGUUGUCGGUGUCUGUUCUCGACCUUUUCACCUACCCGUGCUUGGACGACUUUAUUCCGUUCGUCCAAAGUCGUGCUCCUGCCAAGGUCACAGCUCCCAGAGUGAAGGGCCCUCGGAUGUCGAGGCAGUCCUCGACCAAGUCACUUGCACCAGCCAGCCAGGUGGACACCAUUUCAAGCCUGACGAACAUCUGGAAGUCGGUCUUGCAACUGGAUCGGGUGGCCAAGGACGCGAGCUUCUUCGAUGCGGGCGGAAACAGUCUGUUGAUGACGACGCUGCACAAGUCCAUCGUCCGGUCCUGGCCCGGUUGCGGGGUGCAGCUCAUCGACUUGUUCCAGAACGCGACGAUCCAGAGCCAAGCCGAGUUGAUCGCAGUGCCGUCGCCCGUGCACAGCACCGCACCGUCUUUGAAGGCGCGCAAGAAGAGGGCGAGCGCCACUGGAAAGAAGGAGCGAGUCGCUAGCAGGGAGUCCGCCGGCCCAGACGAAAGCAGAGACAUCGCCAUCGUCGGCAUUGCCGUCGAGGUGUUUCCCGGCGGGGUGUAUGUACCGCAUCGAGGCGCAUUGAAGGACGUCUGGGAGUUUGAUGGUGCUCGGUGGGGCAUCAAAGCUGAGGAGGCUGAGGAGAUGGAUCCGCAACAGAAACUGCUCAUGACCGUCGCCCAAGAGCUCUGGAGGAUGCGAGUGCGGUUCCGCCUGCUUCCGGACCGAACAAGAUCGGCUUGUUCGUGGGAGCCGCUCCCUCGACCUGGGUUCCCAGUUGCGUGCUGCAUCGCAUUUCAGAUCAGCGAACUGACCUUGUUCUUAGGCAAGCCAGACGAGGAUGCGUUCCACCAUGCGCACCGAGAGGCGCUGACGCCCUGUCUGUCGGCGCUGACCGCGUACCAUCUGAACCUGCAGGGCCCGAACGUGACGCUCCACACCGCCUGCUCGAGCGGAAUGGUCGCCAUGUCGUUGGCAGUCGACAAUCUCCGCUCGAAGACGUGCGAUGUCGCACUGGCGGGUGGAGUGUCGGUUGCAUUCCCGCAGUGCGUACCGAAAACACUUAUCGCCGCCGGCAAAAGCACUCACCGUUUGCAGAGCGGGAUAUCUCACUGCGCCGACACGCCUGUUCUCGCCUUCUGGGCAUUGCCGACCAUUCGACUCGCGAUCCGACGGCACGCUUCCGGGAGACGCAGUCUGUGCGCUGGUGCUCAAGCGGAUGAGCGACGCUGUCCGCGACGGGGACGAUAUCUACGCUGUGGUCAAGGGGAUGGCCGUCGGCUCAGACGGAAGCCUGGGAAAGCAGGACCGACUGUUCCCAGCCCGAGAGGACAGGCGCAGAGCGUGAAGGGCGCGUGGAUGGAUGCGGGUGUCAGCGCAGGGAAGCUGGUCUAUGCGGAGUGGGUGUUGGAUAUCCAGGUUGCGCAUGUCAACUCCGCUAAUGUUUUGCACAGACUGCACGGCAGUGGAACACCGAUCGGCGACGCACUGGAGCUCGAGGGCUUGAAGAUGGCCCGACGAGAACUCGGGGUCGAGAAGACGCCGUACAUUGUGGGAUCGAACAAGGGGAAUCUGGGCAACUGCGAGGCUGCAUCUGGAUUGGUCUCUGUGAUCAAGCUCGUCAAGUCCAUCCAACAUGGCGUGGUUCCCCCGCUGCAGUCCUUCGAGCAGCCGAACCCGGUCAUCGACCCGACGCUGAAGAUCUCGUUUGCCAAGAAUCCCGUGCGGUUGUCUCCCGACGCGCUGCUCAGUGCAUCGAGCACGGGUCUCGGCGGCGUCAACGCUCAUUGCGUGCUGGCAUUCCCCCCCGCCCAGCACAAAAGAAAGGCGUCGGUCGAGGCGACGUUCAUCAAGGGUCCAGUCGACGUGUCGGUCGAGGUGCCCAGUCCGAAAGCGAGUGUGCCAGAUGCCACGUCGGCUGGUCAUCUCGUGCUCCGUCACGUUCGAUCUAUCCUCGGCACGGACGAGAUCAGCUCCACGACAGUAUUGAGGGAUGCCGGGCUGGACAGUCGCGGCCAGAUGGCGCUCCUGCAUCAGCUGCAGCAAGCAGGGUGCCACAUCCCUCUCUCGGCGUUCAUCGACCCAUCGUGCACGGUCGAGUCCAUUGUGGCGUCGAUCAGUGCAUCGCUUCCCUCCUACAUCUCGUUCCUGCAACAAGCUCCGACGGGAACGACGUACGUUCUCAUCGCACCAGGAGGCGGCAGCUGCCUGUCGUAUGCUGCGCUGGCGCGUCAUUUGCCGGCAGAUUCAACGAUCAUGGCGCUCGAUCACCCUGCGCUCCACGGCAUCGACUCGGAUUGUGGGAUCAACGAGCUCGCCACGAGAUACGUGAAGGACAUGCCGCCCACUUGUCGCGAUGUCGUGCUCGUGGGCGCCUCGUUCGGUGGUCUGGUCGCGACGGCGAUGCUGGGCCCGAUGCAAGAAGCCGGAAUCCAAGUGCGCGCGGUGGCCCUCAUCGACAGUCCGUUCCCAGGAUCCACCUCCGCAGACGUCUUGCUGACUGCGGAUGCGUUCGUUCGCAACGUGUUCUCUGCGGAGUCGAGGCCCGCCUUGUCUGCCGAGGAGGCGACCCUCGAUCUUGCGGCGUUCGCCGCUCGGCAUGGCAGCGAUAUCCGUGCGCUGGCCGGGACGUACGAGAAGAACGUGAAGGCGAUGGCUGACUGGCUACCGUCUGGACCCCAUACCACCUCUGCGCUAUAUGUCGCUGCGGCAACUGACGAGGUCGACGAGCGCUGGAAGGCGGCAUAUUCAGGGAUGUCCGUCGAGCGAGUCGAGGGGAGCAUGCCGGUGCGUGGAUUGGAGACAACGCCUCCAAGCUCGCUGGGUGGAUCGCAGGGUUGCUCGCCGCUCAGUCGGCCUCAUAAUGUAUUAUUUCUUCUAGGGUUAUCUCCAGCAUAGAAUGUUCUCGUGACACAAUAUAUAUCAACUGUUCUUCUCUCAUCUUGCAAACGCGGUCUGUUUCUGUUGCGUCC